Messenger RNA from Benincasa hispida (wax gourd), 1215 nucleotides. Lineage: Eukaryota; Viridiplantae; Streptophyta; Magnoliopsida; Cucurbitales; Cucurbitaceae. The record is from RefSeq and is a predicted model, not a curated record.
UUUAUUUAAAAAAGAGCAUUGAGUAAUUGCUAUAUAUAUUCCAUCCCCCUGAGACCCUCAAUUUCCAUUCAUUUCACUCCUAACCCCAAAUCUCUCUCUUAUUUUCUUUUUCUUCCAUUUCUCUCUUAAAUCAACCAACAAUUCCAAUGGACGCAAGCUCUAUAGACGAAAGCACCGCCAGUGACUCCACCUCCGUUUCUCCCGUCACCCCAUUACUCUUCCACUCAUCGCCGUCGCCUACGGCGGAAGCAGAAUCCCGUAAACUUCCAUCUUCUCGUUUCAAAGGAGUCGUCCCUCAGCCCAACGGCCGCUGGGGCGCUCAGAUUUACGAGAAACACCAAAGAGUAUGGCUCGGCACUUUCAACCAAGAACACGACGCCGCCAAGGCUUACGACAUCGCCGCCCUCCGCUUCCGCGGCCGCGACGCUGUCACCAACUUUAAACCUCUCCGCCACGACGACAACGCCGCCGUGGAAGCCGACUUUCUCAACUCCCACUCCAAGCUCGAGAUCGUCGACAUGCUCCGCAAACACACUUACAAUGACGAACUCCAGCAAAGCAAGCGCCACCGGGGAGCCACGGCGGCGACGGCGGAUUCAGCCUCCGGGUCGUUCCCCAAUUACUCCGGGUCAGAUUCGAAUCGGGAAGUUCUGUUUGAGAAAACCGUGACGCCGAGUGACGUGGGGAAGUUGAACCGGCUGGUGAUUCCGAAGCAGCACGCGGAGAAGAAUUUCCCGAUGGGAGACGGCGUUGUUUCCGGGAAAGGAAUGCUUUUAAACUUCGAGGAUAUGGGAGGGAAGGUUUGGCGGUUCCGGUACUCGUAUUGGAACAGCAGCCAGAGCUAUGUGUUGACUAAAGGCUGGAGCCGGUUCGUUAAAGACAACACUCUCCGAGCCGGAGAUGUGGUUCGGUUCCUCCGUUCUACUGGACCGGAUAAACAGCUUUACAUUCAUGCUAACCCAACCCCUGGACCGGGAAUUAACCCGGUUCAUGUUGUGAAGCUUUUUGGAGUCAAUAUUUUGCAAUUGCCUGUGGGGAAAAACACUACUAAAACAGAAGGGGUAUUCUUGGAAUUACAUCCUACCAAGAAGCAAAGAAUAAUCAAACCUUUGUAACAUAUAAUCAAUGUAUCUUUUUUGUUUUUACGUAGUUGCUGCAACCUGACUUGUAUUAACCCUAAAAAGACAAGAUGACAACACAUUUCUUUUUCUUUUU